CAGUGUUUUUCAGUCAAAUAACAGCGUAUGUAAAAGGUGGCGAAAAGUUGCAAAACUUCAUGAAAAUAUUAAUUUCGGAUAUUAUUUGAAAGUAAAUCAAUAAUAUCAAUAAAUAUGGUCACACCGGCUGUUAAACAGACAUGGACUGUAAUGGGCGUUCUCCUCAAUAUGAUGGGACAGGGCAUGGUCCUGAGCUUCCCCUCCAUAUUGCUUCCAUCCCUCUUCGCGCCAGAUUCAAAGAUACCGGCUAACAUACACGUGGCCUCUUGGGUAGCAUCGUGUAUUGGCAUCGCUGGUAUACCUGGAUUCAUGACUUCGUCUUUCCUAAUGGAUAUGUAUGGAAGAAGAUUGGCGCACGCAGUUGUCGUUGUGCCAGGAAUUGUAGGCUGGCUUUUAAUAUACUUCGCUACUAACAUAUCUGUUCUCAUAAUCGGAAGAUCAUUAUGUGGAUUGGCAGCUGGUGCCACUGUAUCUCUGGGCGCGGUUGUCAUCGGAGAAUACACCAGCCCAAGCAACCGAGGAAUGUUCCUUAACCUUAAGACAACAGCUGUUUGUGUUGGGAAUAUGAUUGUGCAUUUAUUAGGGAACUUUUACGCAUGGAAAACUGUCGCAUUAAUUGGCUUAAUACCCCAUAUAUUAUCUCUAAUAAUAAUAGCUACAUGGCCAGAAAGUCCAGCGUGGUUAGCUUCUCGAAAACGGUUCGAUGAAAGCGAAAAGUCAUUUUACUGGCUCAGAGGUAAGACCGCUGAAUCUAGAAAGGAAUUGGGAGAAAUGCUCAGAGCGCAAAAAGAAAGAAUUGAAUAUCCAUCAUCGAAAUCAUUCUCCAAAAUAUGCUUAGAAUUUUUCAAAAAGUUCACUAAAAGAGACUUUAUUAAACCGGUGAUAAUUAUAUUUUUUGGUGGUCUUCUGUUAGAGACAUGCGGAAGACAUAUUUUCCCAGCUUACGCCUUACAAAUCAUUGAAGAGGUAACAGGAAACAAGUCACAAUCAUUCUACUACACUUUGGGAAUAGAUUUGAUUAUUUCUGCCAGCGCGUUAUUUUCAUCAGUUCUUGUCAAAAUCAUGAAAAGGCGUACCCUUUUAUUUGGAAGUGGAUUUGCAGCUUUAUUAGUUCUCAUGUGUGUUUGUCUAUACUUAUAUCUAUCAGCACAUGGUUUAAUUUCUAAGGAUAAAUCUUGGAUAGCCGUAACGCUAUUUGCUUUGUACUUCAUUCUCUCAAACCUAGGAUGUACUCCGAUACCGUUGGCGUUACUGGGCGAAGUUUUUCCCUUAGCCCAUCGAGGCGCUGGAUCAUCAGUCGCAGGGUUUAUUUUAUCCAUUUUUGUUAUGGCUGGAAUGCAAGUAACGCCAUAUCUGUUGGUCAGCGUUAAAGUUUAUGGAACUUUUGCUGUUUUCGGAACAGCAAUGGGAUUAGCAUUAGUUGUGCUGUAUUUCAUCCUUCCUGAAACCAAAGAUAAAACAUUACAACAGAUAGAAGACUACUUUAACUUUGGAAGGUUUAAAGAUGAGGACGUUGAGAACGAUGAUGAAGUUAAAAUGAAGAUGAUACCGAAUUAAAUGUUACGUUAUCAGUUGAGUGAUUUGUGUUUUGCGUUUAAUGAAUGCGUUGUUAGUUUUAAGGUUAAAAUAAAUCUGAUUAUUUUUAAUUUAAAGAUCAUUAAAUUUUACAAUUUAGUAAGCAACCCUUCAUUUUAAGAAAUAUAAUAUUUUUUGUA
Molecule: messenger RNA, 1715 nt
Organism: Nymphalis io (European peacock)
Lineage: Eukaryota; Metazoa; Arthropoda; Insecta; Lepidoptera; Nymphalidae
Product: facilitated trehalose transporter Tret1-2 homolog
Exons: 3
Coding region: 115-1557 (480 amino acids)
Biological process (GO): transmembrane transport
Cellular component (GO): membrane
Molecular function (GO): transmembrane transporter activity
Source: RefSeq, a predicted model, not a curated record